CCUCCAAUUUUGGGUCAGUUACCCAAUCUCUCGGAAUUGUGGAUGGAUGACAACCAAUUGAAAUCUGUCCCGAAGGAGUUGGGCAAUAUGAAACGACUUCAACAACUAGAUCUAUCGGAGAACCUCAUUGAUGCUUUACCGGAGGAGGUAGCUGGUCUAACCUCUCUAUCGGAUCUCAAUUUGUCACAGAAUAGUUUAAACUGUUUGCCUACGGGAUUCGGUGAAUUGAAGAAGCUGGGCGUUUUGAAGCUCAAUCAGAAUCAACUGCUCACAUUGAAUCCUGCUAUUGGCGGGUUGCCUCAUGAGAAGGAUAUCGAGGAAUGUGAGUUGACUAUCUUUCUCUUGCUCUCGUGUGAAGUUGAUACCAGACACCUGCUCGUAGAUCAUUUGUUAGAACUGAUGUACCAUGGAAGCUCUGAGUGUGACGAAUGUUUCGUCGGCAUACCGUAUCCACAGACGAGGUUGUAG
Messenger RNA from Echinostoma caproni, 468 nucleotides. The record is from the annotation of a GenBank genome assembly. Lineage: Eukaryota; Metazoa; Platyhelminthes; Trematoda; Plagiorchiida; Echinostomatidae.